Molecule: messenger RNA, 1948 nt
Organism: Salvia hispanica
Lineage: Eukaryota; Viridiplantae; Streptophyta; Magnoliopsida; Lamiales; Lamiaceae
Source: RefSeq, a predicted model, not a curated record
UUUAAAUAUGUGACGAUAUAUAUAGGCACAUAUACAUGUAUAUCAUGAUUUCUGUUCAAUUUGCAUGAUUUAUUUGGUAUAAUUCGAGAAGUAGGGGUGGUCAGGGAAGAUCUUGAUUGCUUGAAUCUCUAAUGGAACAGCUCAUCAACUUCAUUAUAAGACCGCCCAGAGCUGAAUACAAUCCAAAAAAUGAUUUGUUAGAUGAAGAAUUUUUGCUAAAGGGGAAGUGGUACCAGAGGAAAGAUUUGGAGGUUAAAAACAGUCGAGGAGAUGUUCUGCUAUGUAGCCAUUACAUGCCCGUUGUCCCUCCCGAAGGAAAGACACUGCCCUGUGUAAUCUACUGUCAUGGAAAUAGUGGAUGCCGUACAGAUGCCAGUGAAGCUGCUGUUAUAUUGUUGCCAUCGAACAUCACGGUUUUUACUCUCGACUUCUCUGGUUCUGGACUAUCAGGCGGAGAGCAUGUUACUUUGGGUUGGAAUGAGAAAGAUGAUCUCAAAGCUGUGGUUAAUUAUCUACGUGAAGAUGGAAAUGUUUCUUUAAUUGGAUUGUGGGGCCGCUCCAUGGGUGCUGUUACUAGCUUGAUGUAUGGAGCUGAGGAUCCUUCAAUUGCAGGAAUGGUUUUGGAUAGCCCCUUUUCUGAUUUGGUUGAUUUGAUGAUGGAACUGGUUGAUACAUACAAAGUUCGGCUCCCCAAAUUCACUGUUAAGUUUGCCAUCCAGUAUAUGAGAAAAGCUAUCCAAAAGAAGGCAAAAUUUGACAUUAUGGAGCUGAACACAAUUAAGGUUGCAAAAUCUUCCUUUGUCCCAGUUCUGUUUGGCCAUGCCAUCGAAGAUGAUUUUAUACAACCCCAUCACUCUGAUCGUGUUUUCGAUGCUUAUGUGGGAGACAAGAAUAUUAUAAAGUUCGAGGGGGAUCACAACUCUCCCCGCCCUCAGUUUUAUUUUGAUUCUAUAAGUAUUUUUUUCAACAAUGUAUUACAACCACCCGAGGAUGAAGGAGGAAGUACCUACUUCGACUUGAGUAACGACUAUUAUCCCAGGGGUAGAUGGAGCACAGUCCAGGAUUUGGAGCUUUCAGAUGAAUUAUCGGGUUCACCUUCUGGUCCGCCAGCUACUAGCACCGAGGAUGCCAUCAGGCAACUUCGCUCCAGGAGGCCCAUGAGUGCAACUGUGGUUCCGGCAGAUAUCUCGUCCAAAGAUAAUCAACCUGACUCUGAGGUGGAGAGUCGGAGCUCCGAUGCUCAGCCAUCGACUUCUAACAUGAUAAGCCUUGAAUUCUCGAGAGAUAGUCCUCAUGGCUCGCUUGGGCCUGGAUCAGUAGACGACGACGAAUAUGUCGAGUACUCUCUUGAUAUGUUGGCAGAAUUUCCAAGCAAUGUUGAAGAAGAAGAAAGGAUGUUGAUGGUGGCCAUAUUCGAGUCGUUGAAGGACUCAAAGGAACCGUCAUCGGGUGUUGGUGGCAGUUCUCUCCCUAACCCAGAACCGGCACCAAAAGACGAAGCAGAAGGCACAAUCUUACAACCAGAGACUUCUUCUCAAAAUCCGCCAUCUUCCGAAGCGGAACAUUCUAAAACUUGCUCUCCUAGUGAUGACACGCCAAAGGCUGACACAAGUACAGUAACCAAUGCGGGUGCCCCACAUCCCAAGCAAGAAGAAACGACGACUCAGAUUGAUGCACCGUCGGAUAAUCGCAGGCCGUCUGAUGUUGAUAUGGCUGACCGGACGAAAGUCACCGUAGAGGUCGAGAAAAACCAGACUGCGAAUAUCAUAGACGGUUUGUUGCGUCGCUGGGAUAUCUUCAGAAACAGAUGAUUCAUAGUUUAGCAUUUGAAGUAAAACUGCACAAAGUUACCACUCUGAAAUGUGAUGAUAAAAAUGGUGUCAUUUGUUGUAUCUAUUGGUUGAAUAUUCUUUCAAAGUCUUUGUACAGAUGAUGCAAAUUUGUUUAA